This is a messenger RNA of Panicum hallii, 1952 nucleotides long. Its product is annotated as receptor-like protein EIX2. The record is from RefSeq and is a predicted model, not a curated record. Lineage: Eukaryota; Viridiplantae; Streptophyta; Magnoliopsida; Poales; Poaceae. The coding region runs from base 93 to 1031 and encodes 312 amino acids. Gene Ontology annotation, molecular function: protein binding. The transcript is spliced from 2 exons.
AGCUGCACUGGCUCCAUUUUCCAUAAGAAAAAAGAGCGUGAGACUGCGAAGAACUAGCUCCCCUAUUCUAGACAAAUUUUUCCACGACAAGCAUGGGGCUUGUGCAGAAAGUGCUCACAGCACUGGCCCUUUGGUGCCUGAUCAUCAACACCAGGGAGAUAGCGGCGUGCACUGCAGCAGAGAGGGGUGCUUUGGUUGCCUUCAACGCCAGCAUCAACGAUCCUUAUGGAAGGUUAAGUUCAUGGCGAGGCGAAAAUUGUUGCAGCUGGAGCGGGGUUAGAUGCAGCAAGAAGACCAGCCGUGUCAUCCAGCUCGACCUUGGCGAAUUCGCUCUCCAAGAAUUCAUAGGCUCCUUCAAGAUGUUGAGGUAUCUUGAUCUUUCGGGUGCCCAUUUUGGUGGCCCAGUCCCUCCUCAGCUUGGUAAUUUAUCAAGGCUCCAACAUCUUGACCUAUCCGGUUCUCAAAUGACAACUGUCGACAACUUCCAUUGGGUUUCAAAACUCACUUCCCUGAGGUAUCUUGACCUCAGUUGGUUAUAUCUUGCUGCCUCCUUGGAUUGGCUGCAAGCUGUGAAUAUGCUUCCCUUGCUGCAAGUGCUUCACUUGAAUGAUGCAAGUCUUCCUGCCACCAACCUCAAUAGUUUUCCUCAGGUCAACUUCACCACCCUUAAAAUACUUGAUCUCAAGAGUAACACUAAUCUGAAUUCUUCCUUGCCAAGUUGGAUUGGGAAUCUAUCUUCCCUUUCAGGGUUGGAGCUAUCUAGCUGUGAGCUUUCAGGUGUGAUUCCCGAUGAGCUUGGAAAACUGACAUCACUUAAGUUUGUCGGACUAACGGACAACAAGUUGGAAGGAUCAAUACCAAGAUCAGUAAGUGGUUUGUGCAAUUUAGUACGCCUCGAUUUGUCUGGAAACCUUUUAUCAGGAGAUAUCAGUGUCAUAGCGAAGACUCUGUUACCCUGCAUGAAGCAGUUGCAAAUCCUUGACCUUGCUGCUAACAAGUUAAAAGGAAAUCUAUCAGGCUGGCUUGAGUAAAUGGCUAGCUUAAGAGUUCUUGAUCUCAGUAAGAACUCACUAUCUGGAGAUGUACCAGCCAGCAUGGGCAAGCUAUCGAACCUGACACACUUGGAUAUUUCCUCUAAUUCAUUUGGAGGCACGUUAUCAGAACAGCACUUUGUCAAUUUAUCAGGAUUGGAUACUUUAAUUUUGUCAUCAAAUGCCUUGAAGAUUGUCAUGAAGCCCAGCUGGGUGCCACCCUUUCAACUCAGAGAGGUAGGAAUGCAUACUUGCUUGGUUGGGCCACAAUUUCCAACUUGGCUGCAAUCUCAAACUAGAAUCGAGAAGAUUGAUGUAGGCAGUGCAGGCAUUAGUGGCAUGUUACCUGACUGGAUCUGGACCUUCUCUUCAUCGCUUACAAGCUUAAAUGUGUCAACAAACAACAUAACUGGGAAGUUGCCAGCAAGUUUGGAGCAAUUGAAAAUGCUGACAAUUCUGAACAUGAGGUAUAAUCAACUUGAGGGAAGAAUUCCUGAUUUGCCGACUGGUGUUCAAGUAUUGGAUUUAUCCCACAACUACUUGUCUGGAUCAUUGCCACAGAGCUUUGGGGGCAAUGAAUUGUAUUACCUGCUGCUUUCAAACAAUUCUCUUAGCGGAGUAAUCCCAACGGAUUUAUGCAACAUGGUAUCCAUGGAAGUUAUUGAUCUCUCCAGUAACAAUCUUUCGGGGGAGCUUCCUGAUUGUUGGAAUAAGAAUUCGAAACUGUAUAUCAUAGACUUUUCAAGCAAUAAAUUAUGGGGAGAAAUACCAUCGACCAUGGGUUCUCUAAAUUCUCUCAUCACAUUGGAUCUCGGCAUGAACAACUUAUCUGGGAUCUUGCCCACCUCACUCCAGUCAUGCAACAGGCUGGUGUUACUUGAUCUUGGAGACAAUAAUCUGUCAGGAAUACCAAAAUGGAUU